UGCGUCGGGGUAGUCUAUGUCAAUUUUCGUUCUCUUCCCAGUCAUUCUUUGCUAAUCUCUUUCUUCUUUUCCCUCUUGUUAAUUGGAUCGAUCGCGUGUGCACUAUACUUCGAUCUUCGAUGAUGAGAGAAAAAUAAAGGGAAGAGAAAGGAGUGUGUAUUAAUUUUCGUUGUUGUCUAGGGCAGACAAAACAGACGUUCGAUGAUACAUCGUGUCUCUUCGGCGCACUGCUUGACAACGACGAGACGACGACGGCGGCAAGAAGCGCCCUUUAUCGAGCGAUCUCUCUUCUCUCGUGUGCACGUGUCCUGAAAUAAGGAAAAAAGGAGAAACAAGUCGAGAGAGGAAAGAAAAAUAAGUCCUGACAAAAAAAAAUAAAAAAAAAAUAAUAAUAAUAAAAAGAGAAAAAGGAUUUCGAAUGUAGAUAAUAUAGAAAGGGCUGGAAGGGUUUCGUAUAAGAUGCCAGCGGUUCUCGAGGCGAGUAAACGUUCAGGGUUUGAGGCGGAUAAGGAAGGAAGUGCAGGAGAAGGAUUACAAGAGGAAAAGAGGCAACAGGAGCAGAACCACCACCGAGGCCAUCGGCCUUCGGGGUGCACCACCUCUUCUUCUUAAUGCUACGGUGUGUCUGCGAACGAAGCAACGUGCACGUAUAUACAUAAACCUAUGAUCAUCAAUUUGUCUCGCUUCGUUCUUGUCUUUAACUAAUUGCGUAAGGGCAUCGGUGAGGAUAUACGAGAAUUUUACAAGUUGAUAAAUAGAAGAACCCCUUGCAAGCGUCAACGAGAUCGAACACAAUUUACUUGCUUCAUUUACACUUCCUUCAUUUACACUUCCUUCAUCUCGAUCGUGUUUAAACUUUGGUAGUACCGAUAGUUAAAAGUAUUCUAGUAUCUCUCAUCUUUCUCAUCAUCGUUGAUACGAUCCUAAAUAGCAACAGAUUGCUUAUUGUUAUUGUUCUUCUUGUUAUUGUUAUUGUUAUGAAAGAGAAAGAAAGAAAUAUGCCAGCAUUACCGAGUACGAUUGAAUCGCGACACGUUGACGACAUGACGCCACCUUCGAUGAUUGCCUCCUCGUCACCGUCUUCCUCAGCAUCCUCAUCUUCGGCAUCGUCCUCGACGUCAUCACCACCUACACCAAGAAUGACAAGUCCUCCGAUUGUUUCCACGAAUACCUGUUAUCUCCCGGAAUCAAGAUUGAUCUCUAGAUCGAUCAAUUCUACCAGAUAUCCAGAAGAAAUUGAAGAAACCGCGAGAAGUAACUCAGGAUCGACAGGUAGCAGUGGUAGUAGUAAAUCUACCGAUGCUAGACCAAGGCAAAGUCUAUCAAAAAGUUCCGCUUCUUUGCGGAGUCUCGUUCGAAGAAAGAGUCGACGACAAACUGGUGGUGGUGGUGGCAAUGUAACUGGUGGAUCAUCAUCUAUUAUCGAGUCCAAUAAUGAUUCUCGACAAUCUCGUAAUCAAGGUUCUGAAGACGGUGGUCUGCAUCGAAGACGAGAAAGUACAGGAGGAGAAGAGGAGACAACAACGAUGUAUACAAAUGGAAAAUCAUCUACUCGACGAGCACCUUCCGUAGUUAGAGGAACAACGGUAACAGGAAUAAUUGGAGAACAGGACAAUAAUAAUAUUGGACAAGAUGCAUCCUCGUCUAUAAGCAACGUUGUCUUUGUUGCUCCAACUGUGGUCUCAAACACCAACAGGUUCAUUCGAACGACCUCUUCGUCUCUCGUACGUGCAAUCAGUACACCUGGAGCAUCUACUUCAAACACGACCUCGCACUGGAACAACUCGAACGAACAGGAGUCCGACUACGUCGUCGAUCCUGUUCAAGGGAAGGCAUACUACAAGGGACAAUUUCUUGGAAGAGGGGGCUUUGCUAGGGUCUACCUAAUGACCGACGUCAGUGAUGGAAAUCAAUACGCUUGCAAGAUAAUCCCGAAAAAUCGGAUGCAGAAGAUUCACAUGCAAAAGAGCCUAAUGCACGUAUUGAAGUACCGUGGUAAAGUCACGGAACCGGAAGCACGAUAUUACAUGAAACAAAUGGUAACCGGUGUGGCGUAUAUUCACUCGCAGAAGGUCGUCCAUCGAGAUCUGAAGCCAGGCAACAUGUUCCUGUCAGAUCGUAUGAUCGUCAAAAUUGGAGACUUUGGCUUGGCUACAAGGCCUGAUGGUCAACGUAGACGUGUGACCAUAUGUGGUACACCGAACUAUAUUGCACCGGAAGUGUUGUACAAACAAGCAUACAGCUAUGAAGCGGAUGUUUGGGCGUUAGGUUGUAUCCUUUAUGCAUUACUAGUCGGACAACCACCCUUUGAGACAGCAACAUUAGAGAAAACCUAUGCCAGAAUAUGCAAAAAUGAUUAUCGCGAGGUCGAUGACUCGAUAGCAAGCCGGAACGGUCAGAAUCUUAUAAACUGGUUACUACAACCGAAUCCAGAGCUGCGACCGUCCUCGGAAUGGGUGAAGGAGCAUCCGUAUCUCACAAAGGAAUACAUACCACCCUCCUUACCGCACACUUGUUGCUUCCAAAUGCCGCACGCGACCAUACUCGAACCAGCUUCUUCUUCACCUUCUUCGGUCUCGACUGCUUCCAGAAAUCAGGAACUUGGAAAAGCUCAGGUUUGGCAAAAUUUAGACCAUCCAGAUAUUUAUCCACGUUCUCAACAACGAGCAACAAUGCCAAACGCACAGCAACUAACACAAAAUCAACAAUUGCUUGAACGAUCUCAAAAAAAUAUUCAAAAAGAUUCGAAAGUGUCCAAUUGGCUUGUACGAAAAUUACCAAAAUUACCCAGGUUCAAACAACGACUCAGUAGCGUACUUUGUCCCGACAAUAAGAAGACUAGUCUACUUGCUCAAAGUGCUCAGAUGCAUCGUGCAUUGGACAAUUUUGUUUCUGAAAUGAAACGUAAUAAUCUGCAACAAAAUCCACCUGGUGUCGAAGAUAUCGUGCCUCUUUUUGUUACAAAGUGGAUAGAUUAUUCCAACAAAUAUGGCUUAGGUUUUCAACUGUCAGAUAAAUCCGUUGGUGUUUUAUUCAACGACAAUACCAAGAUCAGUUAUACUCAUGACAGGAGAAGAAUCGAAUACAUGACUAUCGAUGAUGAAGUGACGAGAUAUCACCGAGAAAGGGAUAUACCUGUGCCUUUGCAGAAAAAACUUGAGCUACUUCAUCACUUUACUCAAUACAUGGACGAAUUUUUAACGGAAGGAGGUGAAUUAAAAAAAUAUCGGACAACGGUGAAACAGUCAAAGAACGCAUAUGUUCCACGUAUGAGACGGUGGCUUAGGACAGAUAAGGCAAUUGUUAUGGAAUUAACAGUUCCAUUACUCCAAGUAAACUUCUUCGUGGAUCAUACGAAGAUAAUAGUAUCUCAAGAAACUGGCAAAGGAUAUCUAAUUACCUACAUCGACACCGGUAGACACGUAUCGUCUUACUGGUUAAACGAUCUUCGCGAUUUUGGUUGUACUGCUGAUCUUUAUGAACGACUUUAUUACGUAUGCAAGGUGACACGAGAAUUUGCAGAGUUAGACAAUAACACGAUUGCUUGACCAAAUGGUGUUCUUCGACGACGUUCCUUUCAAAACGUUAAAUUGAAAUUCGGUAAAAAAACGAAACUAGGUAGGUCAACUUGAGAAACAUCAAAAAUAUCGAA
Molecule: messenger RNA, 3652 nt
Organism: Polistes dominula (European paper wasp)
Lineage: Eukaryota; Metazoa; Arthropoda; Insecta; Hymenoptera; Vespidae
Product: serine/threonine-protein kinase PLK1
Biological process (GO): mitotic spindle organization; protein phosphorylation
Cellular component (GO): nucleus; spindle pole; kinetochore
Molecular function (GO): ATP binding; protein binding; protein serine/threonine kinase activity
Source: RefSeq, a predicted model, not a curated record